GCUCUCCUGACUUGGCUGGUACAGCACUUGUAACAGUUUGAAUAGCACAGCCAAAGCUUUUUUCUGACAGAUCUCCCCUGUACCUCCUGUGCUGCCUUACUUCCCUUUUCUUCCUUCCCUCUUCUUAUCUGUUGGUGGGGAUUUUGGAGGGUUGGGAAAGGGAGGUAGGAGAGUCACAUUAUUCCUGGAAGAGAGGAGAGGAACAUCCAAGAUGACUUCUGUCCCCACAGCCAACUGGAACAUGAGCAUGAGCAGCAGGGGGAACGUGAGCCUUGCUGCAGCAAGUGAUGCCUGGGGACAGGCACUGGGAGCGCCAGCUGGAAAUGCUUCUCCCCCCAUAGCAUCCUCACCGAGCAACUUCUCCAAUCAGUUUGUACAACCCUCUUGGCGCAUUGCCCUGUGGUCUCUGGCUUAUGGUGGUGUGGUGGCAGUGGCCGUUUUUGGAAAUCUCAUUGUCAUCUGGAUUAUUCUGGCUCACAAGCGCAUGAGGACAGUGACAAACUACUUCCUGGUGAAUCUGGCCUUCUCUGAUGCCUCCAUGGCUGCUUUCAAUACCCUCAUCAACUUCAUCUAUGCGCUGCACAGUGAGUGGUACUUCGGAGAGGCUUACUGCCGCUUCCACAACUUCUUCCCAAUCACAGCUGUCUUCGCCAGCAUCUACUCCAUGACAGCAAUAGCUGUGGACAGAUACAUGGCCAUUAUUGAUCCCUUGAAACCCAGGCUCUCUGCAACUGCUACCAAGGUGGUCAUUGGGAGCAUAUGGAUUUUGGCUUUCCUGUUGGCCUUUCCCCAGUGCCUAUACUCCAUAACCAAGGUGAUGCCUGGGAGAACUCUUUGCUAUGUAGCAUGGCCAGGUGGUCCAAAACAGCAUUUUACGUAUCAUAUCUUUGUGAUUGUGCUGGUCUACUGCUUUCCACUGCUUGUCAUGGGCGUCACUUAUUCCAUGGUGGGAAUUACUCUCUGGGGAGGAGAAAUACCAGGUGACACAUCCAACAAAUAUCACGAGCAGCUCAAAGCUAAAAGAAAGGUGGUAAAAAUGAUGAUUGUGGUUGUGCUGACAUUUGCCAUCUGCUGGCUGCCCUACCACAUUUACUUCAUAGUCACUGGUAUCUAUCAACAAUUAAAUAGGUGGAAAUACAUUCAGCAAAUCUAUUUAGCCAGCUUUUGGCUUGCCAUGAGCUCUACAAUGUACAAUCCCAUUAUCUACUGCUGUCUUAAUAAGAGGUUCCGAGCUGGCUUCAAGCAAGCUUUCCGCUGGUGCCCCUUCAUUGAAGUGUCCAGCUAUGAGGAGCUAGAGCUCAAGGCAGCCCGGUUUCAUCCCACCCGGCAAAGUAGCCUAUAUGCUGUGUCCAGAAUGGAGUCCAGCAUGACAGUGGUGUUCGACACUAAUGAUGGAGACAGCAUGCACGCCAGCCACAAGAAAAGAGCACCUCCGAGGGACUUGAAUUUUAAUGGUUAUUCACAGAGGAAUUCCAAGACCGUCUCCACAGCCUCAAGUCUCAUCAGUUCACUGCACACUUCAGCAGAUGCUUAUUCCUAAACAUUUCAUGGUGACAGCUGCUAGAUGGGCAGCACUGGACAAUUGUCUCCUACUUUGGGACUAGAUAUUCACACCACGGGAAAGCAAAACAGAUUCCACUGACAAAUCCCAGCUAUAAAUGUUGUGAGACUUUUAUGUAUCACUUACUUUUUUGCUUUGGAGAGAAAGAGGAAUUCGAAGACAUGCAUAUGCCUCAGUCCAAAAGCACAAUUGCACCUUAUACACAACAAUGUCUGUAGGGCUUAUCCAAAAUAAGCCAACAGCAUAAAAAACAUUGUUUCAGUUGCAUCUGACCUGUGGCAUUUAUGUCUUACUUACUGAAGUGUAACUGGCCUCUUUACUUAUUGAAGCUGAAAUGUACGAUGUUUUCUAUUAUGAGAGUAUUAACUCUACAGUAACAAAAUUACAUGAGAUUUGAUAAAAAAUGUCUUUAUAAUGAAGAUCUAAUGAGCCCCAAGUCUAUUAAAUUUACAGUUUAGCCCUAUUUCCAGGCAAAUAGACAAAAUGCAAGUGAAUGAAGUUCAGCUCUGUCUGCA
Molecule: messenger RNA, 2076 nt
Organism: Corapipo altera (White-ruffed manakin)
Lineage: Eukaryota; Metazoa; Chordata; Aves; Passeriformes; Pipridae
Gene: TACR3
Product: tachykinin receptor 3
Exons: 5
Coding region: 212-1540 (442 amino acids)
Biological process (GO): positive regulation of flagellated sperm motility; G protein-coupled receptor signaling pathway
Cellular component (GO): plasma membrane; sperm midpiece
Molecular function (GO): tachykinin receptor activity
Source: RefSeq, a predicted model, not a curated record